Cheilinus undulatus (humphead wrasse) is the source of this 1845-nucleotide messenger RNA. RefSeq names its product muscarinic acetylcholine receptor M1-like. Lineage: Eukaryota; Metazoa; Chordata; Actinopteri; Labriformes; Labridae. Gene Ontology annotation, molecular function: G protein-coupled acetylcholine receptor activity. The record is from RefSeq and is a predicted model, not a curated record. The transcript is spliced from 5 exons. Gene Ontology annotation, biological process: adenylate cyclase-activating adrenergic receptor signaling pathway. The coding region runs from base 1 to 1845 and encodes 614 amino acids. Gene Ontology annotation, cellular component: plasma membrane.
AUGCUUAUCUACAUUUCCAUCACCACCUCCAGGCUACGCCAAGCCGGGCUACAUUGCGCCAGGCUACACAACCCAGGCUACACUGAGCUGUGCUAUGCUGAACAGGGCUACACCCAGCAGGGCUAUGCUGAGCCAGGCUACGUUGAGCCCAGAUGCGCCAACAUGUGCUAUGCCGGGCUAAAUGAGCCAGGCUAUGCUGAGCCUGGCUGCGCCAAGAUGGGCUAUGCCGGCCUACAUGAGUCUUAUCAGGGUUUAUCCAUGUUUUCAGACAGUCAUGGCGGCUGGAGGCUUCAGAAUGUCAGCGACGCCUCUCUGCUAACAGGAAAUGUAUCUGCAGCAAACACCACGCUAACGCCACCAGAGGAUGUGUUCGACCCGCUAGGAGGACACACGGUGUGGCAGGUGAUCAUCAUCGUCUUCCUCACUGGCUCACUCUCUCUGGUCACUGUGGUCGGAAACAUCCUGGUUCUGGUGUCCUUUAAGAUCAACAAAGCCCUAAAGACGGUGAAUAACUACUACCUGCUCAGCCUGGCGUUUGCAGACCUCACCAUCGGCACCCUGUCCAUGAACCUGUACACCACCUACAUCAUUAUGGACCAGUGGGCCCUGGGCCCCGUCGUCUGUGACCUCUGGCUCGCCAUUGACUACGUGGCCAGCAACGCCUCAGUCAUGAACCUGCUAGUCAUCAGCUUUGACAGGUACUUCUCUGUGACCCGUCCUUUGACCUACCGGGCCAAACGGACCACCAAACGGGCCAUGACAAUGAUCUGCUUGGCCUGGACCACCUCCUUCAUCCUGUGGGCCCCGGCCAUCUUGUUCUGGCAGUACAUCGUGGGCGAACGGACGGUCCAACCUAACGAGUGCUACAUCCAGUUCCUGUCCGAGCCCGUCAUCACCUUCUGCACUGCCAUCGCCGCCUUCUACCUGCCCGUCACUAUCAUGGCCACCCUCUUCUGGAAAAUCUUUCAGGAGACAGAGAAGAGGGCCAAAGAGGUCCAAGGACUGAAGGGAUCGGGGGCGGGGAACAAACCAGGCCAGGCUCAGAGUCAGGGGGGAGGAAGUGGUCGAGGAGGAGGAGACGGGGGAAGUCAAAAAGAUUCUUCAAGCAUGCAGCGACAGAUGAGCUCUCAGAGCAGCAGCAGCUACGACCUGAACCAGGCGAACUCCGAGAAGAACAACGGCACACCUGGAGAGGGUGGAGGAGGAGGAGGAGGAGGAGGGAGGUGUGCAGCUUUCUGCUUCAAAUGUUCAUCACUACUGCCUGGUCGACACGCCAAAAAGUCCAUGAACACAGGUGGCGAGGCGGAGCACAGUAGCUGUAACAGCCUGAACAACAAUGAAGAGGAGGAGGAGGAGGAGGAUAAGAAAUCUAAGAAGAACAAAGACAAAGAUUCGUCCAUCAAAGGUGCAAAGGCAAACUCAUCACCAGCAGACCAAUCAGCUGCUGUCACCACGAAGGACGCUGCCAUGGCCAAACGCUUUGCCUCAAAGGCAAAGACAGAGAUCAGCAAGCGUAAGAAUGACAAGAAAGCCAAUGAGAAGAAGGCCAAUGAUAAGAAGGCGGCGCGGACGCUGAGCGCCAUCCUGUUCGCCUUCAUCACCACGUGGUUACCGUACAACAUCAUGGUGCUGGUCAACACCUUCUGUCAGGACUGUAUCCCAGGGGCGCUGUGGGGCCUGGGCUACUGGCUGUGCUACGUCAACAGCACAGUGAACCCCAUGUGCUACGCUCUGUGCAACAAGACGUUCAGGACCACCUUCAGGGACAUCCUGAUGUGUCAGUGGAACCAGAAGAAAAACAAACCACAGUUCCAGCAGAGGAAGGCUGUCGGCUUCAAAAAGUAA